CUCCCGGUCCUGGGUUUUGUAACCACCCUUCCAUCUCUGCUUCUUCCAUGCUCGUGCUCUGGUGUGAGGUUCCUGGGUUUUGAAUCGUCCUCUAGCUGCCUAUAUUUGUUACCUGAAAAAUGUCCAAUUUCCAAGCGGAGGACGAUGGGUUCGUGGAAGACAUAAAUGAUGAUAUGGAAGACAGAAAUGAUGAUAUGGAAGACAGAAAUAAUGAUAUGGAUUGGGACGAUGAUAUAUUAUCAGGUUCUGAUUAUGACGAAUAUGAUUUCCCAAAUGAUAAAAUACCGGAUACAACCGCAGAGCAAACUCGGAAAGGAAAAGAUAUUCAGGGAAUUCCUUGGGAAAGGCUUAGUAUUACUAGGGAAAAAUACAGGCAAACUAGACUAGAACAGUACAAAAACUAUGAAAAUGUCCCCAAUUCUGGGGAAUCAUCGGGAAAAGAUUGCAAGGUCACUCGAAAAGGGGCCUCUUUCUACGAGUUCCGGCGAAAUUCAAGAUCUGUUAAAUCAACUAUUCUUCACUUCCAGUUGAGGAAUUUGGUUUGGGCGACAUCGAAGCACGAUGUGUACGUUGUGUCACGUUUUCAAGUUAUGCAUUAUAAUACUGUAACAUGUGCAAGCACUGAGGUUCUCAAUGUCUCAGGACAUGUUGCUCCACCUCCACCUGAGGAGGAUCGUGAAACUUUGCUGGAAAGACUUACACGGACUCGAGUUAGUACACUCGCAGUGAAGGAUAGAUUUCUAGUCGCCGGUGGAUUUCAAGGAACAGUUAUUUGCAAGCAUCUUGAUAGACCCGGUGUCAGCUUUUGCUCUCGUAUAACUCAUACUGAUAAUGCUAUCAUUAAUGCUGUUGAGAUCUAUUUUAAAUCGAGUGGUGCACUUCAUUUUACUGCCUCGAAUAAUGACUGCGGGGUCAGAGACUUUGAUAUGGAGAAGCACCAGCUUGUUAAUCAUUUUCGUUUUCCUUGGCCAGUGAAUCACACAUCUCUGAGUCCUGACGGUAAACUCCUGACUAUUGUUGGGGACAACCCGGAGGGCCUUUUGGUAGACUCCAACACGGGAAAGACUGUGGGAACGUUAUCGGGGCACUUGGACUAUUCCUUUGCAUCGGCAUGGCACCCAGACGGGCACACCUUCUCCACCGGAAACCAGGACAAGACCUGCAGGGUGUGGGAUAUACGUAACAUGUCUAAAUCGGUGGCUGUACUGAGGGCAAACGUAGGAGCGAUCAGGUCCAUCCGAUACUCAUCAGAUGGAAAAUACAUGGCAGUGGCUGAGGCAGCGGAUUUUGUGCACGUGUACGAUGUGAGGAAUGGGUACGAGACAGAGCAGGAGAUCGACUUCUUUGGGGAGGUAUCGGGAAUAUCGUUCAGCCCAGACACGGAGGGGCUGUUCGUGGGGGUAUGGGACCGCGCAUACGGAAGCCUUCUCGAGUACAGCAGGGUACAUGACUACUCGCACCUGGACUCGUUUCUUUGAGCAGAGAGAGAGAUAGGAAUAAUAUUAUAUAUGAAAAGAUAGAGAGAGCCUUUGAUUUUUUAUUUAUAUAGAGGUCUGGUGCGGUUUUACAUUCAUUUUUCAUAGGGCGUAAAUGAGGGGGUCCUGUGCGAAUAACGACGAGCUAUUUCGUGUUUGGAUUUUGGUCUCUGCAUUGGUUUUUUUUUUUUCCUUUUUGAGUUGAUGUCUGAGAUGGGACCGAGUUCGGUCGAGUCUAUAAGUGUCGAAGGAGCCAGCCGGUUUGGUUCUGAGCUGAUUCGUUUUA
This is a messenger RNA of Tarenaya hassleriana, 1761 nucleotides long. RefSeq lists its product as uncharacterized. Bases 120 to 1478 code for a protein of 452 amino acids. The transcript has 10 exons. The record is from RefSeq and is a predicted model, not a curated record. Lineage: Eukaryota; Viridiplantae; Streptophyta; Magnoliopsida; Brassicales; Cleomaceae. Gene Ontology annotation, molecular function: protein binding.